AUGGCACCUGUCCAAUCCAAGACGCAGGCCACUGGCUUGGGAAACCGAAACCUCUUGGACAAGAUCGACAAGUUGAGAGAACUCGGAAUAGCCAGGCAGAUUGCUCUUCCUCAGCUCGUCGUCGUAGGAGACCAGUCCUCUGGAAAGUCAAGCGUUCUCGAGAGCCUCACUGGAUACUACUUCCCCCGAUCUGUCGGUCUUUGCACUCGUCACGCCACCGAGAUUGUCUGUCGUCGAGAAAACACGCCCGGCAUCGUCGUUACCAUUCAGCCUGCCGAUGCCACCUCGGAGAGGACCGAGCUUGCCAGAUCGUUCCGACGUGAGCUGAAGGAACUCAAGGGACAGGCGUUUGCGGAUGUUCUUCGGGAAGCUGCCAGGGUGAUGGGCUUGAAAAGCGAUGAGAACUCCGAAGGUGCUGCCUUCAGCAAGGAUGUUCUUCGCGUUGAGAUUUGCGGCCCCAACGAGGAGCACUUAACAAUCAUCGACGUUCCUGGCGUUUCGACAGCCAGAGAUGUUGCCUUGGUCAAGUCCAUGGUAAAAGAUUAUAUCAAGGAUUCCAGAACCAUCAUCCUCGCAGUCAUCCCUUGUAACGUGGAUGUCGCAACCCAGACCAUUCUGACCUAUGCUGCUGAAGCUGAUCCCGAGGGCAAGCGCACUCUGGGUGUCCUCACAAAGCCGGACCUCGUCAGCGAGAACGCCACCCGCGAGGCAGCGAUGGAUCUCGUUCGAGGUAAGAGACGAGACAUCCAGCUGGGAUACUACGUUGUCAAGAAUCGCGGCGCCGACGACUCUUCGUCCAGUAAAAAGGACCGGGAUUCCGACGAGAAGAUAUUCUUUGCUGAGGAGCCCUGGUCUCGACUCGACCAGUCUCGCUUGGGAAUACCGGCGUUGCGUAUCCGAUUGCGAGGACUACUUAUGGACCGGACCAAGAGCGAGUUUCCCAAGGUCAGACGUGAGAUCAAUGACCGUCUUGCCGAGGCAAAGGCCAAGCUUGAGGAUCUCGGGCAGCCCCGAAGCAACGCUGAUGAGCAGCGAGCUUACCUCGGCAAGAUUGUGAGUCGCUUCACCGAGUUGAAGAACUUCGGCGUGGAUGCCUAUUAUACGGGCGAUCCCAUCUUUGACAAGCAUCCAGAGUUUCGCCUUGCCACUCGCAUUCGCGAGAUGAACACGGCUUUCUCGUCGAUGUUCUUCAAGAGCGCGCACACCCGCAGUUUUGAUGACCUUGCCGAUGAUGAGGUUGAGGUCAAGGUCAAGGCUAAGGCCGCCCACAUUCCAGACGAUGGUGAGGAUGGAGAUGCUACAAGAAACGACCUCUACCGUAUCGCAUUCACAGUGCCAGCUGAUGUGUAUGGUGAGCUUGAUACAGUCCUGACGGACCCUUGCAAAUGUCCUCCUCCUUUGGAUGAUAGCAUCAUGAAGCAUCUUCAGCAAUUGUAUCUCAUGUCUCGCGGCUUUGAGAUGGGCACUUUCAGCAGCCACAUGCUGCCCACGGCCUUCAAGGAGCAGUCCCGGAAGUGGGAGUCAAUCACCUUGGCCCACGUCAGCAACGCGAUUCUCGUCGUUCACCAUUUCAUCUACGGCGUGGUCAAAGAGUCUUGCGGUGAUGAUCAAGUCCUUGAGGCGCUCUGGUCCUCGAUUGUGGAGCAUCUGACUGCCAGAUACCAGGUAGCGAUGGACCAGGCGAAGCUGUUGAUCCAUGUCGAGAGAGAGGGCCGCUCAAUCACUUACAAUCCGGCCUUUGACAGAGCUCUCAACAAGGUCAAGGCUGACAGGUCCGCCAAGAAGUUCGACGAGCUCAAGAUUUGCCUUGAUCUCGGCUCCGGACCGACUGAUGUAAUCCGGUACAGCGACUUGAAGAAGGAAGUGGCUCACGAAGAAGGCACCAGCGCGACUAGUUGCGUCAUUCAUGAUGUUCUGCAGAGCUAUUAUGAGGUUGCCAGUGCUCGCUUCUCGGACAUGAUCUGCACCCAGAUUGUCGACUACUUCCUUCUUGGCGCAGAGAAUAGUCCUUUGAACGUUCUGUCGGCAAAUCGCAUCUUUGAGAUGACGGCUGAGCAGUUGGAGAUGGUUGCGGGCGAAGACACCGUGAGCAAGUCUUCUCGUGAGGAUUUGAAGAACGACAUCAUACUCUUUGAGCAGGGAAGAAAUGUUCUCCGCACUUAAUGUAGGAUGGCCUG
Colletotrichum godetiae is the source of this 2177-nucleotide messenger RNA. Its product is annotated as dynamin family protein. The coding region runs from base 1 to 2163 and encodes 720 amino acids. Gene Ontology annotation, cellular component: microtubule; cytoplasm; membrane. NCBI's taxonomy places the organism in Eukaryota, Fungi, Ascomycota, Sordariomycetes, Glomerellales, Glomerellaceae. The record is from RefSeq and is a predicted model, not a curated record. Gene Ontology annotation, molecular function: microtubule binding; GTP binding; GTPase activity. The transcript is spliced from 7 exons.